This is a messenger RNA of Phialemonium atrogriseum, 1170 nucleotides long. RefSeq lists its product as uncharacterized. NCBI's taxonomy places the organism in Eukaryota, Fungi, Ascomycota, Sordariomycetes, Cephalothecales, Cephalothecaceae. The transcript has 4 exons. The record is from RefSeq and is a predicted model, not a curated record. Gene Ontology annotation, molecular function: oxidoreductase activity. Bases 108 to 1010 code for a protein of 300 amino acids.
AGACAGCGCCCAGCUCGUGUACCGUUGACAGCUGAGAUCAAGUGACCAGGCUGUCAUUUCUGCGCGAAGCACUGUUUCCAAAAGUGGUUUACUGGACGCCGCACAAGAUGGCUACUGAGGUUCUCACGACGGAGUCUCAGCAGGACGCCGGCUUCCUCGACACGGAGAGCAGUCGCAUGCCGAGAGACGUGGUCGCAUCACUGAACUACUAUAACGACCCCGGCGAUGGUUCGCCGCCCCAUCCGGUCUUCAUUGGAGGAAAUACGGUCACCAACGAGAGACCCACCAUCCCGACCAAGGUGACCGUGAGAGACAUCACCGGUGAGGAGGACAAAUAUACCCUCGACGGCUGCGGCUUCCAGCUCUGCCGCCACGAGGCCCAAUCCCAGUGUCGCCAAGACGGGUACCGCGACGACAAGCAGAUCAAGGCGGAAUAUUUCCCCGAGAUGGAGCAAAUGCUGAAGGACGUCACCGGAGCGUCGCGCGUCUUCGUAUUCGACCACAAGACCCGCCACGGGCCGUCAAACUGGCACAGCCUCGGGGCCGGCAACUCGGCGAAGCGCGGACCCCUCCACCGCGUCCACGUCGACCAGUCGUAUGCCGGCGCCGAGUUCCUCGUGAGGUGGUACCUUCCAGACGAGGCGGAGGAGCUGCUCAAGGGACGGUGGAUGAUCAUCAACGCCUGGCGCCCUAUCAAGACGAUCUACAAGGACCCCCUCUGCGUGGCGGACGCCCGCUCCGUCGCGGAGGCGGACCUCGUGGCGGCGCGGACCGUGUACCGCGACCACGAGCGCGAGACGUGGACGGUGCGGCCGGCCGAACCGCACAGGUGGUUCUUCAAGCGCGCCCAGCGGCCCGACGAGGUCCUGCUGAUCAAGUGCUUCGACACGGUCGACGACGGUGGGGUCGCGCGCAGGGUGCCGCACACGGCGUUCCACGACCCCGAGCAUGCGGAUGGGGAGUGGAGGGAGAGCAUUGAGAUUAGGACUAUGCUUUUUUUCGACGAGUGAUUGGGGCCCGGUGCGGUUUGGCUGUGUGUGUGUGUGUGUGGAGCUGUGGUUUGGGGGUGUCUCGGCGCUGGAAGGCUAGGGACUCGGGACCUGACGUCGGCUUUUGGGGGUUUGUUCGCGGCGUUACGAACGGAAUCUAGUUCAGGCUUUGACAUUGUUU